Molecule: messenger RNA, 2106 nt
Organism: Conger conger (European conger)
Lineage: Eukaryota; Metazoa; Chordata; Actinopteri; Anguilliformes; Congridae
Gene: rab13
Product: RAB13, member RAS oncogene family
Exons: 8
Coding region: 525-1124 (199 amino acids)
Biological process (GO): protein secretion; Golgi vesicle fusion to target membrane; regulation of exocytosis
Cellular component (GO): trans-Golgi network transport vesicle; synaptic vesicle; plasma membrane
Molecular function (GO): GTPase activity; GTP binding
Source: RefSeq, a predicted model, not a curated record
AUCAGUGCCCUCUGUUGGCUAAACAAAUGAUCGUCCCACUCCCUUCUGUCCAACGCCGCGGAGUGCGUGUGAACCCUCUACGUAAGGCGUAGAGAACUUGGGACAGCAGAAAAUACUCAGUCCUGGGUGAAAAAGUGUGGACAAUAGCUAAUCGAUCCACAGGAAAAAGGGAAAAUCGUCAAUUGGAUUCAUUUUCUUACGUUGCUACUGAACCCAGCGUACUCAGAACUUUGCGAUGAGGGACAACUAGAGGGACGGGAAUUGGUUCACUUCACUUUUCUGCGGGCUAUUUUUCUUAUUUUGUCAGAACUCUGAAGAACUGAACCCCUACAGAGGACGGAAAUCUUUCGGUGACAGUUUAAGGAAAAUAGAAAAAUAAGCAGACUAAACUGGAAGACUGAUCAUUUCGAUGUGUGCGUUGAGGGGAAAGUAGUGGCAAAGACAAGAAAAAAAGGAAAGUGAGAUUUAUGAAAGAUUACCGCUGUGCUUUCACUGCUUGGGUGUUAACAGAAGGCUAACGAACUAUGGCGAAAAAGUACGACUUCCUAUUUAAAUUAUUGUUAAUUGGAGAUAGUGGGGUCGGGAAAACCUGUUUGAUCAUCAGAUUCGCGGAGGAUAACUUCAAUUCCACAUACAUAUCAACAAUCGGAAUUGACUUCAAGGUGAAGACGAUUGAAGUUGAGGGGAAGAAAGUGAAACUGCAAGUUUGGGACACAGCGGGCCAGGAGAGGUUCAAGACCAUCACUACAGCUUACUACAGAGGGGCUAUGGGCAUCAUCCUGGUUUAUGACAUCACUGAUGAGAAGUCCUUUGAGAACAUUCAGAACUGGAUGAAGAGUAUCAAAGAGAAUGCCUCAACUGGGGUCAAUCGGAUGUUGCUGGGGAAUAAAUGUGACAUCGAAGCCAAAAGAAAGGUAUCCAAGGAGACGGGAGAGAAGCUUGCAACGGAUCAUGGGAUCCGGUUCUUUGAGACAAGUGCAAAGUCCAGCAUUAAUGUGGAGGAGUCCUUUGUUGCUCUGGCACGAGACAUCCUACUGAAGUCAAGCAAGAAACCGGGUCCAGCAGGUCGAGAGGUGAAGCUGGCUCCCACUCAGAAGACAUCUUCCAAAUGUCUGUUAUUCUGAGCUGGCCAACAUGGGGGUCAUUACCAGAUGGGUAUUAAUGGAUGAGGGCCAUAUAGGAACAGUAUUAUAAAAAGGAGUUGUCUUAUAAUGGAGAAAUGUAAAGUAGGGAAGUAUUAUGCAUGCAGGGCAGGUGAGGGAACAGGAUGGCGAAAGAGGUGAAAGAGGAUGAUGGCUUUCAUAAGGUGGUACAUAAUUAUGCGUAUACAACAUACCAUCGGAUUCCAGCUGGGUUGCUCAUGAUGACUACUAGGGUGUUUACACAGAAUCACAAUUUGGCUACACUACACUACUGAAGCACACAUUAGUGAAAAGAUACAGCUGAAAAGGUAACAUGACGUUAAGACCAUUGGAAACCAGUUUUAGUAGACUGCAAUCCAUUUAACAAAUUCAAUUUCCCUGCUCAUGAGAGGGCGAUUCAUAGACGGUAGGAAAACAUGCUGGAAUUCAACCUUCCAUGAACGGAGACUGUUGUAGCCGCAGAGAAAAGAUGGAAAAGCUCUGGAGGUACAGGACCACGAGAGGGAUGACGGGAGAAAGAAGGAAGAAGGAAGUGGGUUUGAGGGAUAAAGUCGAGAAAACAGUGGAAACUGCAUGCUGAAAGGUGACUGGAAUCCUGACGAACUGACUGUGACGGACGGACUGACGGACUGACUGACCGACUCACUUGCUGUAUAUCUCUCCCAACACUUCACAGGUCCUAUAUGUGCUGAACACACUGCUUGCUGCUGCUCUCAGUGCUGUAUAUCCCUCUGGUGCCGUCUGGCCACAGCACUUUCCUGCGCGUUGUUUACUUGUUUAUAUCCCCGCCUAUCACCAUCACAUCCCUUUUCUUUAUAUUUUAAGUCAGUUGUUCAUUCUGAAUGUGAAAACAUUCCUGUCUCAUUUUGUGACAUUCCUGUCAGAUCAUAUACUGUAUGAGCCGUUUCAAUGAUAUGAACCAGACUGUAAAAAUAUAUAAUAAAAAAAAGUGAACUAAAGGGAA